GUGUACGGAGCUUCCCACCAAAUGAAGAUCCACCGCGUUUUAACAUUAUUGUUCCUAAUUCUGCCUGCCCUUUCGCAUGCAGAAAAUUACGCCCUUGAGGCAUACAAAUGGCAACGUUUGUGGUACGAUAAUCCGCAUGGAAAUGUGAAUCAAAAUAGUUUACUACCAACAAGUGCAGUUUACUACCCCGAACGUGGAUACCUCUUCAUUGGGAUUAAGAGAGAUUGCCAAGGAAUUCCGGCUACACUCAAUGUUAUCGACGUGAAGAAGCACAGACCGGGCUCCAGUCCACCAUUAACACCCUACCCAAAUUAUGAGCUCAAUGAAAUUCCUAUUUAUCCAACAAAUCAACAUUUUACCAGAAGUUUGCCUGAAAGUGAAUUUGGUGAGAGUGUACAAGCUACAAAUGUAGAAACUAAAUGGCUACCACGACCUGGAACCCAUGCAGUAUCAAUUUCCGGUUCAGCCACAUCAUCCACAACUUCUUCACAUUCAACUUCAGCUUCAUCCAGUGCUUCUUCUUCAUCCAAUUCAUCAUCAUCAAAUUCAUCAAACAGCUCAAGUCAUUCGAAUCAAUCUCAAUCAAAUCAAUCUCAGUCAAAUCAAAGCGCUGGGCAGUCAUCUCAAUCAAAUCAAGGAAAUCAAGCUGGAGGAUCUGCUGCACAGGGUAGUCCAUCAGCUUCUCACAGUGCACCACAAACUCCAACGGGACAAUUUCCUCCUGUUGGUGGGUAUCCACAGCAGCAACCUGGGCAAUAUCCGCAGCAACCAGGACAGCAUGCUCAGCAGCCAGUACAAAACAUUGGGCAAUAUCCUCAACAACCGGGACAGUAUCCGCAAGUUCCUGGACAAUAUCCACAACAGCCAGGACAGAAUCCUCAGCAGCCUGGAAAUUAUCCACAGCAGCCAGGGCAAUAUCCACAGCAGCCAGGGCAGCAUUCACAGCAGCCAGGUCAAUAUCCCCAACAACCGGUACAGAAUCCUCAGCUGCCUGGUCAAUACCCACAGCAGCCAGGACAGCAUUCACAACAACCUGGAAAUUAUCCACAGCAACCAGGAUUGAAUCCUGGACAGCAUCCUCAACAACCUGGGCAAUAUCCUCAACAGCCAGGUCAACAUGCACAACAACCAGGGCAGCACCCUCAACAACCUGGGCAGUAUCCUCAACAAUCUGGAAAUUAUCCACAGCAGCCAGGACACGUACAACACCCAGGACAGCACCCUCAGCAACCAGGACAAUAUCCUGCAACUGGACCACAACAACCUGGUCAUUAUCCUGUAACAGGACCUCAACAACCAGGACAGUAUCCACAGCCACCCGGACAUGUGCAACAACCAGGGCAGCGUCCUCAACAGCCUGGCCAGUAUCCCGCUACAGGACCUCAACAACCUGGGCAAUAUCCAUCAACUGGUUCACAUCAACCUGGUCAAUAUCCAACGGGCGGUUCAAAUCAAUUCGGUCAAUAUCCUGGAACAGGACAAUACCCUACUGGUCAGUAUCCUGGGCAAUUUCCAUCAACUGCACCACAAAACCCCGGUCAAUUUCCAACACCUGGCCAUCAACCUGGACAAUAUCCUCAAACAGGGCAAUCUAAUCCAUUCUUCCCACCCACAAAUCAACAAAACGUUUCCCCUAAUCAGCCCUAUAAACCACCCUACAAACCAUUCAGCCCGCCAAUAAACACCGGAAAUUGGAAUCAACCAACACACCAAAAUCAAUGGCCACAGAAUUAUCCUGGAUCUUCAAAUUCAAAUAAUUAUCCCAUAUCUGAGACGGGUAAUCAGAGACCUGAUCAUCUGACGGGAUCCUACCCCAGUCAGGGGCCAAGUAAUGUCCCAAGUGGACCUAUUGGACCAAGUGGCCCAAGCAUCCCAAGUGGCCCAAGUGCUCCUACAGGUCAAAGAACAAAAUCUCUCAUUUCUGUGAGUGCCAUGGUUAUAGAUAAGUGCGACAGGCUCUGGCUGCUGGAUUCCGGUGUUGUGAGGCAUGAAAACAAGAGAUCAGUCAUCUACCGUCCAUCCCUGUGGAUCUUUGAUUUAACUUUCGGAGAAAGGCUCGGGGAUUAUCGAUUUAUCCGUCGUGUUGAAUUUCCCAGAGAAAUUGUUGAAACUGGCGAAGGAUUGGGUAGUAUAACUGUUGAUGUGCGCGAUAGAUCUUCAUGUGAUUCAGCCACAGCUUACUUCACGAACUUCCUGGACAAUACAAUUGGAGUUUAUUCUUUCCAAAAGGCAGAUGCAUGGAUUUUCCAGCAUUACUCAUUUAAGCCUGAUAACCAGGAGAGUCAAUUCUCAUUUGAUGGAUCAUCCUACACAGCGCAUCAUGGAAUAGAUUCAAUUUCAGUAGGAUGGCGUGAGAGUCAGGGCUACAGCACAGUAUUCUAUCAAUCAUUCUCAAGUUCGGGGCUCUAUGCAACAUCAACAGGAGUUCUCCUCAAUAAGAGUCUCGCACCGAAGAACUAUAACAGGCAUGAUUUCAAAUUUGUGGGAUAUCGUGGAUGCAAUUCGCGAUCACCAGCAUUAAUCUUUGAUCAUCGGUAUGGAGUGAUUUUCUUUGCAAAUGUUCAGUCUAAAUCCAUUAAAUGCUGGAAUGUUAAGAAGUCACUUCAUCCUGAGAAUAUUGGAUCGAUUCCUGUGACUCACGACAACAACAACCAGAAAAGUUUGAGCAUCGAUAGCCGUGGUGAUCUCUGGUUGAUCAGCAAUGGACGCUUGCAAUGCAACAAUGCGCCAAUUCAAGGAGAUCGCUCAUAUUCAACGUGGAUCUACCGAAUCAACAUUCUCGAUGCAAUUCGAGGGACUGUUUGUGACUCAACAGGCUUCACGAAAACCAUCUACGACGACGAAGGAAAUCAAUAUAUUGGUGAUGAUCCAAUUGAGGAUGAAGAUUUUUACAAAAACCACCUAAUUGACUACUUGACACAACAUUGGGAUGAGGAAGGCAGUGAGAAACAAAUAGAAGUCAUCCCCGAAGAUCUCAUUGAGACUGCCAGAGAACACACUGAAGAGUUGAAGGAGGAAGAAGUAGAAGAAGCCAGGGAGAUUAAAAUAAGAAAAGUGAAUCACUAAAAUUAUUCGUUUGCUGAAGAAGAAUUUGAAUAAAUCUGAAAGCAUGCAAGUUGUGGCUUUUUUGGGUAGACCAAUAAACAUUCUAUUUUAUCUCUUA
Lutzomyia longipalpis is the source of this 3163-nucleotide messenger RNA. RefSeq lists its product as uncharacterized. The record is from RefSeq and is a predicted model, not a curated record. Bases 22 to 3066 code for a protein of 1014 amino acids. Lineage: Eukaryota; Metazoa; Arthropoda; Insecta; Diptera; Psychodidae. Gene Ontology annotation, cellular component: extracellular region. The transcript has 3 exons.